AUGCGCAGUCUGCAUACGCUCUACUCCAGUACUCAGUACUCCAGUACUCAGUACUCCAGUACGCUCUACUCCAGUACGCUCUACUCCAGUACUCAGUACUCCAGUACUCAGUACUCCAGUACUCAGUACUCCAGUACGCUCUACUCCAGUACGCUCUACUCCAGUACUCAGUACUCCAGUACUCAGUACUCCAAUACGCUCUACUCCAGUACUCAGUACUCCAGUACGCUCUACUCCAGUACUCAGUACUCCAGUACUCAGUACUCCAGUAUGCUCUACUCCAGUACUCAGUACUCCACUACUCACUACUCCACAAUCUCUCGACUCAUGGGUCUGAGCAACGCACUCUCUGCCUCCUCUCCUCCGCUCCUCUCUCACAGUGUAGAGUUUGAAGAGGCUCUUUCUGCUCUGGUUCUGAUGACGGCUCCUCUGGCUCCGCACCUGUGCUCCGAGCUCUGGGCAGGUCUGUGUGCGCUGCAGAACCCCCUGAUGCCCUCCCUCAGAGCGGGGCACGUCCUGGAGCAGCCCUGGCCCACGGUCGACCCGGAGCACCUGGAGGAACCCGACUUUGUGGAGCUGACUGUGCUGGUGGAUAACCAUGGGUGUGGGCGGGUGAUGGUGCCGCGUGCUGUGUCUAAAGACCUGGAUGCAGUGAAGAGGCUAGUGGUGAACAGUGAAGUGGGACAGAAGCACCUGCACCAGAAGACCAUCAAGAGAGCCAUCCUAUCCCCUCGCACUGCUCUCAUCAACAUCCUCACACACCAGUGA
This is a messenger RNA of Knipowitschia caucasica, 768 nucleotides long. Lineage: Eukaryota; Metazoa; Chordata; Actinopteri; Gobiiformes; Gobiidae. The record is from the annotation of a GenBank genome assembly.